Messenger RNA from Triticum turgidum subsp. durum (durum wheat), 1239 nucleotides. The record is from the annotation of a GenBank genome assembly. NCBI's taxonomy places the organism in Eukaryota, Viridiplantae, Streptophyta, Magnoliopsida, Poales, Poaceae.
AUGCCGAGGUGCAUUAAAUGUUUAUCUGAAAACGACUCUGCAUCGGAAGACCGACAUUGGCACAGGAUAGACACCUUGUUCAUGAAUUGUGUUUCCAACGGCACCGUUUAUGAGGAGGCGGUUGGACGAGAAGGGAGCUGGGCCAGGCUGUGCGACGGAUGUUGCGCGGUGCCAAGCGUGGUGUACUGCCGCGCCGACUCCGCGUACCUCUGUGCAUCUUGUGAUGCACAGAUCCACGCCGCAAACCGUGUGGCCUCGCGCCAUGAGCGUGUGCUCCUCUCCGAGGCCUACAAGCAUGCACCAGUGGUGCUGGAAUGUCAUGCAGAUGCUGCAGCGUUGUGCGCCGCCUAUGAAGCACAGGUACACUACACAAACCUGCUUGCCACGAUGCACCAGCGCGUGCCCGUGGUGUCACACCCGGUCGCAGCCAUUCCAGCUGCUUCUUUAUUUGCCGAGGCAGCAGCCACCGCUCCUGUCCUCGGCAGCAAGGAAGAGGACGCCUCUUGGCUGCUGCCCAGCAAAGAUUCUGAUAACCAUAAUCACAGUGGCAACCACAGCAGCAGCAGCAGCAGCAGCAGCAGCAGAUAUUUUGGUGAAGUGGAUCAGUACUUUGACCUUGUCGGGUACAAUUCUUACUAUGAUAGCCACAUGAACAACCAAGAGCAGUAUGUGAUGCAAGAACAACAACAUCUGCAGCAGAUGCAAAAGGAGUACGCGGAGCAGCAGAUGCAAAAGGAGUACGUGGAGAAGGAAGGGAGCGAGUGCAUAGUACCUUCGCAGUCUGCAAUUGUGAGCAGGCCACAUCAGAGUGGUUAUGCACCACUUGUAGGGGCAGAGCAGGCUGCCUCCGUGACUGCUGGGGUUAGUGCUUACACAGAUUCCGUCAACAACAGCAUAUCUUUCUCAAUGGAGGCGGGUAUAGUACCGGACAAUACGGUCCAGUCCAGCAUCCUGAGACCAGCUGGAGCCAUCGGUCUCUUCUCAAGUCCUUCACUUCAGACACCAAUUCACUUCAGCUCCAAGGAGAGAGAGGCCAGGGUCCUCAGGUACAAGGAGAAGAAGAAGAGCAGAAAGUUUGAGAAGACCACACGUUAUGCAACAAGGAAGGCGUAUGCCGAAGCACGGCCAAGGAUCAAGGGGCGCUUCGCCAAAAGAUCAGAUGCAGACAUGGAAGCGGACCAGACGUUCUCAACUGCAGCCCUAUCUGACAGUAGCUACAGUACAGUCCCAUGGUUCUGA